AAAAACGAAUUGUUAUAAAAAAGGGGUCGGAUCUUCAAAAACCGAUUUGAUGCUAAAAACCCUAAAACAAACCCUAAGAUUCAUUUCAGAAGAUUUGCUUAUUUUUGUUCAUACACUCGAGAAGAAAAUUCGGAAUUUCGUUCGUAGGAAGAAAAAGGAUGGGGAAAACAUCGAAUUCGAUGGAAGAUCUUCACGCAGCAGCUCGAGCAGGCGAUGUUGUUGCCGUACAGACCAUAUGUAGCUCUAAUCCAUUGUCUGUCAACUCCAGGGAUAAACACUCCCGAACCCCACUUCAUUUAGCAGCAUGGGCUGGGCAGACGCAGGUUGUGAAUAUCCUUUGCAAGAACAAAGCAGAUGUUGGUGCAGCUGCCAUGGACGAUAUGGGGGCGAUUCACUUUGCCGCUCAAAAAGGUCAUUUGGAAGUCGUGCGAACACUUGUAUCAUCUGGGGUCUCCAUCAAAUCCUUAAACCGUAAGGGCAUGACUGCCCUUCACUACGCUGUGCAGGGAUCCUAUCUCGAUCUCAUCAAAUACUUGGUCAAAAAAGGUGCAAAUGUAAGUAUAAAAAAUAAAGCUGGGAAGAGCCCUCUCGAUCUUGCAAGCAACGAAGAGAUCCGUUUGUUGUUAAGUUGUCCAAGUGAAUCGAAAGAGAGAGAUGUGAAUGGUAGUGAAGACGGUCAACCGGGAGCAGUUUCUGAAGGACAGACAAAGGAUUCUCGAAAUGAAGAUGAUGUGGAUAGAAAUGAAAACGUUGGACAAUCGAAAGACGAAUCAGCUAAGAGGAAGCCGGAGGAUGAUGUUACGAAUGCUGCGAUGGCGGGAACAAAGAAGACAAAAGUUGCUCUUAAUCAUCUUUUAACUUCAGAUGAUGCACAAGAAGAGGAGGAGUUAUAAAUGAUGUUUUUGAGGGGGGUGUGUGUAGACUACAUAUAAUGUGA
Molecule: messenger RNA, 937 nt
Organism: Cynara cardunculus var. scolymus (artichoke)
Lineage: Eukaryota; Viridiplantae; Streptophyta; Magnoliopsida; Asterales; Asteraceae
Product: ankyrin repeat domain-containing protein 6
Exons: 2
Coding region: 159-893 (244 amino acids)
Biological process (GO): positive regulation of transcription by RNA polymerase II
Cellular component (GO): nucleus
Molecular function (GO): transcription cis-regulatory region binding; protein binding
Source: RefSeq, a predicted model, not a curated record